AAACAAAUAAAUAAAUAAAUAAUACAGACUCUGAUUUCUUUUUCAUCCACACCCCUCUCUCUCUCAUAUGAGAUGCAUACACAUACACAGAAAAAGAGAAGAUAGAUGUUAGAAGAACUAAAAAAUAAAAAAUAAAAAAACACUUUCUUUCACCAUAGAAGAAGAUGGUUUUCAUUUUCAUUUGUUCUUACAUGCAUGCUUAUAAUUGGAUUUUCUUGGUUUUAGCAAGAAACUCAAACUCCAUUUGAAAGCUAGCUAGCUGCUCAAAAUCUCUCUCUCUCUCUCUUUCUUGUUUAUUACACCUUUUGUUUUUCUUCAAGAACUACAAAAAGGAGUUGUCUCAUGGGUUGAUGCCAAACUGAGGAAACAAGCCAUAAUCAACAAGAAGAUAAUUAGCAGCAAAAUCCUUACAGUGAAGAGAAAAUGUCCAAUCUAACCUCGGUCUCUAAUGAAGCAAGUGUUUCUUCUACCAACAUAAAUGGCGGCGCCGUGUUUUCCACUGCACAGUAUAAUUUCCCACCGCCGGCUUCUCAGCCUCCGCCGGCCAAGAAGAAGAGAAAUCAACCAGGCCAUCCAGACCCAAAUGCAGAAGUCAUAGCCCUUUCCCCAAGAGCCCUCUUAGCCACCAACCGAUUCGUAUGCGAAAUCUGCAGCAAAGGCUUUCAACGCGACCAAAACCUUCAGCUCCAUCGACGAGGCCACAAUCUACCAUGGAAGCUCAAGCAAAGAUCUCCCAAAGAUAUCGUUCGGAAAAAAGUUUACAUUUGCCCGGAGCCCGGUUGUGUCCACCACGACCCGUCUCGUGCGUUAGGCGACCUCACCGGAAUCAAGAAACACUUUUGCCGGAAGCACGGUGAGAAGAAGUGGAAAUGCGAAAAGUGUUCGAAAAAAUACGCGGUUCAAUCGGAUUGGAAAGCCCAUUCAAAGACUUGUGGCACAAGGGAGUAUAGGUGUGAUUGUGGCACUCUUUUCUCAAGAAGAGACAGUUUCAUCACACACAGAGCCUUUUGUGAUGCAUUAGCUGAAGAAAAUGCAAGAAUAUCCAUAUCAACAACAACUACAAAUCACCCCAAAAACAACAACCAAAUCCAAUCCCAAAUUUUCAACAUCGACCCAUCAUUAUUCCCACCCAUCAUCAAAAGAGAGGCGGCCCAACAAACCUUCUCGGGCCUUAUCCGGCCCGCGGGCCCGGACUGGCUCUCCUCCUUCAACUACAACCACCACCCGCCAGCUGGCAGCGGCCCGUCCGACCUAAUCCUCCUCCAAAACCCUAACCCUAAUUGCCUUCCCGGGCCCACCUGCGGCCCGGCUGCCCCACAUUUCUCCGCCACGGCCCUUCUGCAGAAGGCCGCCCAAAUGGGCCCGAGGACGAGCUGCGGGCCCAAUGGGCCGGGCCCAGAUGGGCUUUUUUAUCAUUCGGGCAAUAAUAAUAUCAUUCGUGGCGGGCCGGCGGUUUCGGGCCCGGAGAGCUUCGAUUUCGAUGCGGCCAUGGAAGAGCUCGGGCGGGCCCGAGAAGAAGGGAUGAUGACGACGAGGGAUUUCUUGGGAUUGAGGGCACUUUCGGAAAGUGAGAUAUUGAGCAUGGCUGGUUUGAUGGAUAACAACAACAAUGGGAUUAAUGGUGGUGGAGUUGGGGAGAAAGGGCAAAAUGGGCAUUUUUAAAUAUUUGUCUCCUUUUUUUUGUUUAAGGAAAUGGAUGGAUUCUUGUCUCUUGAUUAUGACUUUAUAUGAGACUCGGGGGCUAUAUAUAUCUUGUUUAGAAUGAACGAGGAAUUAAUCUAAACUAUUUUGGAAUUUGAUGAAAAAGUUUGGGGAAAAAAACCCUAUUGAAAUGGUACUUUCUUUUAGACUUGAGAGUAGUAUUUGUGUUGUGCAAUAUGUUGUUUUUAUGUGGCCAUAGUUGAUAAUUAAAAUUGCAACGUUUCAUUUAUUUUGAUGUUUAAUUGUCC
Messenger RNA from Striga asiatica, 1949 nucleotides. Lineage: Eukaryota; Viridiplantae; Streptophyta; Magnoliopsida; Lamiales; Orobanchaceae. The record is from the annotation of a GenBank genome assembly.